Molecule: messenger RNA, 1607 nt
Organism: Mycena citricolor
Lineage: Eukaryota; Fungi; Basidiomycota; Agaricomycetes; Agaricales; Mycenaceae
Source: the annotation of a GenBank genome assembly
AUGUCAUCGUCGUCCGCUCUCUACCGGCCCAUCUCGAGCGAUCCUGAAGCAGAAGAAAUCCGAGACGAGGUCGAAACCGUCCCCGUCCCCGGCUCUGCCCUGUACCUCCGUUUCUUUGCCUCCGGAGCGUUUGCUGACUCGAACGAAGCGCUGAAGAAUUGGUGGAUUAUCGAAUCAAAUGGAUUCAUUUUAUUCUUGGAGCCGCGACGUUGCUCCCGUGGAACGGUAUGGUCGGCGCUUGAGGCAGCGCGGCGUCGGGAGCUGAUCUGCGCCUGCAGCGAUGAUAACUGCCUUCCCCUUCUUUCUCUCUCGUCUGCAAGACUCCCCGAUCCGCGUGGCGGCCACAUCAUACAUCUCUUGCUCCUUCACGUUCUCCAACUUCAUCUUCCUCGCAAGGGCCACCGUGACCUCCAAGCAGGUACUUCCCCUUCAAGACGUGUCUCCUUCUCCACAUUGGCUCUGGCUGUGCUCACGAUGCUUCUCACGCUAAGCACGUUCACGCGGGAUGUCACACCCGCGGUGUUCUUUGCCUUCGUGCUUGCCAACGGCAUACUCCAGGCCGCAUUCGGCGCGCACCUGCAGACAGCCAUAAUCGUCAUCGCCUCGCUCUUCGGACCCGCGGCGGUCCAGGCGACCAUGGCAGGCCAGGCGGGCGUCGCAGUGGCCGUGAGUUCCGUCCAGUUCCUCAGCGCCCUCGCCUUCGUCUGGGGCCAGUCGCCCAAGAGCCUGGAGACGUAUGUGAGCGACGGCGAGCCCGAGGCGCGGUCCGCGAUGAUCUUCUUUGGGUUGUCGACCGUGUUUCUCGUCUUUACGGUCGCCGCGAAUGCUUGGCUCGUGAACAUGCCUGCCUACAGGACCAUUGCGGGAUCGCUGGAGCACAGGAAGGAUGGCACCGGGAGCGCGGACGAGCUUCGCGGCCUUGUUUCAAGCGGCCGAGUUGAGCUUGUUGAAGAGAAGGGGCAUCUUAUCCGGAUCGCGAAAGUCAAUGCGCCGUACGAAUUGGCCGUGUGCUGCGUUUUCCUCGUCACAUUGGCCUGCUUCCCUGCGAUCACGACAUCCGUCAUGCCCACAAAUCCCAAGACGCACCCGCUGCUGUUCAGUGCGCUGCAUUUCCUCAUCUUCAACGUCGGUGAUUUCGGUGGAAGAUAUCUGUGCUCUUUCCCGCGGCUGCUGAUCUGGUCGGCGAAUCGUUUGCUGACGCUGUCCUUCGCGCGGGCUCUAUUCGUUCCGCUGUUCCUCAUGUGCAAUGUGCAGUCGCAUCCCGGAGCAACAAACCCGUCGGCACCGAUCAUCAACUCGGAUGUCAUGUUCUUCCUGCUCUUGCUUCUGUUCGGCGUAUCGAACGGCUAUGUGUCGAGUCUCUGCCUGAUGGCCGCUCCUUCGCUCGAGCACAAUCCACGGCUGAGAGGGCGCAAGGAAGAUGUCGAUGUUGCCGCUACAGUCGCCACGUUCUGCACUGUGGGAGGUCUCGUGCUGGGCAGUUUUGCCAGCUUUGCGGUCCGUGCGGCUGUCUGCGAAUGCAAUCCGUUUACAGAACAGUAGUUGCAUUGAGUGGAACAUCAUUGUACAUUAAAUUAUGUUGAAUAGAUAGACUGACAGGUCGUAAA